Molecule: messenger RNA, 2136 nt
Organism: Rhopalosiphum maidis (corn leaf aphid)
Lineage: Eukaryota; Metazoa; Arthropoda; Insecta; Hemiptera; Aphididae
Product: circadian clock-controlled protein-like
Exons: 6
Coding region: 590-1408 (272 amino acids)
Source: RefSeq, a predicted model, not a curated record
GCCCCCGCGAUAUACUUUCACUAUCGUCGACGAACCGAUCGCACUCGUCGGCCAUAACGUCGCACUGUAACACGUCGCCGUCUUCCGUUCUUAUAAUAAUAUCACACAGUUAAUAUUCGUCAUCGUAUCGCCCGCCCGUGGAGGUACACAGCACUGUCGCUUACGCGCAAAGGAGAAACAGAAAAAAAAAAGCUAAGAGGAGAUUGUAAACAGAUUUUACGCGCCGUUUCGCGGUCUAUUUCUGAACAACGCCGUACCCGUAUAAUACACAUUACUUAUUAUAAUAUUAUUAUAUACGUCCAGCGCGCAUAUACCGCGUCCUUUUAGUGUUUUUUGUUUUGUCAAUUGAUUCGCUUUUGUUUCUGUUCAUCCGUUCGCGAUGAAUCGGCCAGCACAUCCAUCCAUGUGUGUGGGGCGAUUAGCUUAAGAACAGUCGAUUUAGGUAAACCAAAAUCGAAUCGCACUACGUACGGCAGCGUCGCAGUUGACCGGACACUGCAGAGCACAACACGAUCAAUCGCUAUAAAAAAAAACAAAAAAAAAACACGCAAAUUCAUUAACAAGCCCUAGCACGCGUACAAUUAGGAGGAUGGUGACACCGUCGUACACAGCCGCCGCCGAUCGUCCGGUGUCGCUGACACUCAUCGUCCGGGCGUCUCUGUUGAUAACCGCAAUCUCCACCUUCUCCCGGCCCGCCGAAGCCGUUCUUUCCGUGAACGCCACACCUGAAUACAUUCAUUCAUGUCGUAAGGCGGACGUUCAAUUCAAUAGUUGCAUAAAAGAAACGUUCAACCAUCUUCGUCCUUACCUCAUUAAUGGAAUCGAAGAGCUUACCGUGCCUCCGAUUGAACCAUUGGUUAUACCUAAAAUGCAAAUGGAAAACGGUCAUGGUGCAGUCAGAGUGAGGGCGAUACUCAGUAACAUGACUAUACACGGAGCGAGCAACUAUACAGUUUUAAACGUCAGGAGUGAUAUGAACAAGUACCGCAUAGACUUAGGACUUUUCAUACCGCACAUCGAAGCCACUGGAAACUAUGAUGUCAAUGGAAACGUGUUACUGUUACCCGUUAGAAGUAGAGGAGAAUUUUGGGCGUCCUUCGAAAAUGUAACGGCCUUAGCAAAAUUAUACGGAGUUGAGGUGAAUAAAGAAGGAGUAAAAUUUAUGAAAACUGAAAGAUUGGGAAUUGGUUUCAAACUGGAAAAAUCCGAUUUUAAAAUCAAAGAUGCCAUCAAUAUGCAAAACGUUAUCGGUGAAGCAAUGAACGUAUUUUUGAAUGAAAAUUCAGCAGAGAUUAUUGAAGAAAUGAAACCUGCCGCUUCGCAAGCCAUUGGCAAACAUUUCAAAAAUUUCUUGAACAACGCGUUUUUACAAAUCCCACUUAAAGUGUGGUUGAAAGACUCUGAAUAAUUUUCUAUAAAUUUUCAUGUUUAUCAUUUGUUUUGUAAUUUCCUUUACUUUUCCAUUACUAUAGUGAUAAUUUUAUUUUUAAGCAUUAUAUUACGUAUAAUUUUAUUCUCAUAAUAUUAUAUGUACUUUUAAAUUAGUUUAUUUAUUUAAGUUACCACACUUUAAACAAAAUAUUAACAUAGAAUUUCUAUUCUGUAGACUAUUUACCAUUUUGUAUAUAUAGGUACUUAUACAUAAUAAUAUUAUAAUGUAUUAUGUCGUCGUAUUUUUCGUACGGGUUAUUUUUUUUUUAAAUUGUAACACUUUAGAAGUAGUGUUAUCGACAAUGUUAUAUUAAUUAUAUAUUUAUAAUUGCCUUUUGAGUAUUAUUUUAGUUUUGAAUUAGUUGUAUCUAUAUUGUAAGUAAAAAUGUUUGAAAAUUAUAACGCGCUGCCGGGUGACAGUGCAAUAUUGAAAUGGUAUGUUUAACAUUGCACAUAAACAAUUUUAAUUUACCAAAAGAAAAUAUAGCUCGUUAAAUUUUAAGGAUAAAACUUUUCUUUAAAAUUAUUGUUAACGACUCAUUAUAUAAAUGUAAUGUUUUUUUUUUUAGUAAUGCAAGUUUGUUAAACAAAAUGCGGUUAAAAAGCUGAAAGAGAAACGUUAUAAAUUAAAACUAUUAACAUAUAUUACUGUAUAGUUUUUAGUUAUAUUUAAUGUGUAGAUUCUAAUAGAAUGAAUGAAAAUAA